This is a messenger RNA of Durusdinium trenchii, 2211 nucleotides long. The record is from the annotation of a GenBank genome assembly. Lineage: Eukaryota; Dinophyceae; Suessiales; Symbiodiniaceae.
AUGAGCUCUCCAGGCUUCUAUGUUUGCAAAGAGGGUCUCCUCUCAGGAGUUUUCUUCCAGCUUGCAAAUGUAUUGGCGACGCAAUCAGUGAAAGCCUUCGGCAUGAGCAACUACUUUACCACCCAGAAGGUGACUAACCUUGGUGGGGCAUUUGUGGUGGGUGUCUUUGGUGAUCGGGUUGGCCUUCCAGUCAAGCGUCCUGGUGACCCACUUCUGGCACUCAUGGGAUGCUUGAGUGUUGUACUCGCAAUGGUGCCUCUUGCUUUUACAAAGGUGGAGGUUGAGGAGCUGGAUGCGACAGACUACCUCCAAGUCAAGCAAAAUCCAGGCCCGUCAACCAGUGACAAACGGCCACACAUGAUCCCACCUCAACAUUGUGAUAUGGGUGGCUAUUUCAUGCUUGAUGACAGAUCAUCUGAACCAACCAGUCCUGCACCUACGCCCGUUUUCCCACGCAGAAGGCAAGACAGGUCAGGGAAGUUAGGAGACUGGUGUAAGGGCUUGGCUUGGUCCCUCUCCGCCGGUUUGGCAUUUUCGUUUAUUUACAUACCCAUGCUACCGUGGAAGCACCGCAUGGCAGAGCAGCAUGCAACUUUCUCGUCCUUUGACUACUUCCUCUCUGUCAGUGUUGGCCUGUUCAUGGCCUCAACGGCAUACAUGCUGUUGGGGGGUGCAAUGAGAAAGUACCAGGGAAAGAAGUUGAUGAAAUCGGUUCUGCGGCCAGCCUUGCUGAACGGCAUGAUGUGGUCCGUGGCCAGCAUGUCCCAGCUGUAUGCGUUGGCAGUGAUGCCUUAUGCUGUGGCAUAUUGCCUGGUGUGUGGUGGAGAGGUCGGAGUGAGCUUGCUUUGGGGCAUUUUUGUCUUCAACGAAGCCUCUACCCCGCAUAACCUCCGCUGCACCAUGCUUGCUUUUCUGGGUGUGCUUCUCGGUGUGACCCUGGUUGCCAGCGCGCGUGCAAAGACACAGCUGAAGCGUGCGCUCUCAGCAAAGUGCAAAGAUGUAAGGCUUCGCCGCUUGAAGCAGGUGCUCGAUUUGAAGAUCCUUGACCGUGCAGAGGAACAGUCCAGACUCCUGUUGAACUUGGCAUUCGCUGAGCUGCACGCAUUGGGUGGCCAGAAAGGAGACCAAAGCCAACCUACGCAAGAAACGGAGCCUUCAGAGCCUUCUCCUGCACCUACACCCCCCACGGACACCCAGAAAAAACCUCAGCCGCUGCAGGGGUUAGUCAUAGAUGCAGAGAGUCGUGGCCAAGCUCCACAAGUUGAGGGUGGAUAUGGCUGGAUUCGAAAGGCAAAUGCAGGGACUGACCGUGAGGCGAGACGAAAAAUCAGUGCAGCCACCAGGGAAGUCGUGAAACAGCAAGGUUACACGCUGGGAAACAAGGUGGUUCAGCUGAAUCAUGUUGAGGAGAUGAUCAAAGGAACGAAACUUCUCUCUCCCAGUGUGGGGGCUUGGCCCAGUUCCCCAACUACAGGCCAGUUGAAGACCAAAUUGGAAGUUCAGAACGGAACCGUUCUGGAUGUAGCGGUACGGGCAGCUCAAGCAGGAGAACAUGUGAUUGCUGUUAAUGCCGCGUCUGCUUACCAUGCUGGAGGAGGCUUCUUGACAGGAGGCCGGCAUGCUUUGGAGGAGGCCAUGUGUGUGCAGAGUUCCCUCUAUGACUCACUGGAGUUUGGCAUUGGCUUGGCGGAAGCUGCCAAGGUUGAAGCGCCUUCAUGGUCCCGGCCUGCCAAGAAAAAGGAUGGAAGUUCAUGGGUGUCUCACCUUCCGGAUGAUGGUGUGCUGCUGUCCCCAAAGGUUGAGGUUUUCCGUGAUGGUACCAAUGAAGGCUACACGUUCAGAGAUACAGUGACAGUCUUGAGGGGCGUUGUGUCGGUUGCCAUGCCAAACUGCAAUGAGAAGAUGUCAGACUCGCCUGUUGAUGCCAACCCGGAUGGUGAAGGCUAUAAAAAGCAGCUUCUUCAGAAGUGGGUUGCAGUGCUGACGGCUGCUUCAUCGUGUCAAGAGGCCACGACAUUGGUUGUUCCGGAUGCAGGUUGCGGAGUUUUCUACAAUCCACCUGAGGCUGUGGGGGAAAGCCUGGGCAAGGCACUUCAGCAAUUUCGCGGUCGAUUCGGACGUGUGGUGAUUGCAUUUCCAGGGGGUAAAGCAGGUGAGACAUUUGCAGCGGCUGCAGCUGCAGCUUUUCCACCAGAUGGCGACAAAAGUUGA